Molecule: messenger RNA, 306 nt
Organism: Colletotrichum destructivum
Lineage: Eukaryota; Fungi; Ascomycota; Sordariomycetes; Glomerellales; Glomerellaceae
Exons: 1
Coding region: 1-306 (101 amino acids)
Source: RefSeq, a predicted model, not a curated record
AUGACAAGAGCGCUGGCGGCGAGUUACAAAGGGCUUUCGGUCAUAGUAGCUGGUAACGAGUACAGUGUGACUGCAGACCGACGCACUAGCGUCGAUUUCACUUUGCCUUCAUGGAGCCUUCCGUUUGACAUCAGACUAAAGCAUAGUGGAAAGUCCUCUUCCAUUACCGGAUUCCCACAAUCGGCCGACGGAUUGGUAGAGUUGCAACUUCAUGGUGGAAACCUGCUGAGGCCAACUACGAAACGAUCCAGAGUAAGAAGUACAUACAGCCCUCGCCUACCAAAGAAGAGAAGACUGUUUUUGUAA